CGCGGCCUGGGCCGGGAGGCUGAGUACUUUCUGGGAGCAUUGCGAACGUUGGAUCUAAGCUGUAAAGGUGGAAACCCACCGUAUCCCUGUGUGUGUGUUUGAGCUGAGUUUUUUUUUUACCCUGAGAUGCACUAGGUUCAGAGAAGCCAAGGAAGGACACGGCUGGCUGGAGGCUGCGCCCUUCAGUUGUCAAACUUUCCCAAGAAGUUCCAGGCUGGUCCUGUUACUGAGAACCAAGCUGCAGGCCUUUACAAAGCAGCUGGCGAGGAAAACCACCAGUUUUAUGGUUAUGUUGGACAACUUAGAUCUUCAAGUUAACCUAACCAGCAUGGAGCGCCAUGUCCCUGUCCACCCUUUACCUGAAGAGAUCCAACAGAUGCGCCAGGAUGAGACAGUUUGCAGAUAUUGUGGAGUUAGUUAUCUAAUACAUCGUGAAUUCAAAUUAAUGGAAGAGAAACUGAAAGCAAUGGAAGCAGAAAUGGAAUUUUACCGUGAAAGUGUUGAACGUGAAGAGAAGUUGCAAAGGGAGCUUUGUUCAAUGAAGCAGCAUAUGGAACAGUUGAAAAGUGAUCAUCAGCAGAAGAAGGAAAGUUUGAAUUUCUUGAGUUUAGAACUUGCAACUAAGCAGGAAGAACUGGAGGGCAUGUGUUUGAAAAUGGAAGACAAUUGGAGACAGCUCGUAGCAGUUCAGAACAAAUCAAAACUUUACAGGGAAAGAACAAAGCAGCAAGCGCACAUCAUUGAUCAAGCAUCCACUUUCCUUCAGGGAAUAAAGAUUGAACUGGCCCUGUUUAGAGAAGAUGUGCAAAGUAACUUGGUGAUAUGGGAACCUUUCAGCAAAACACUGAUGCAUUACCUGCAGGCCACCGGAGACGGUGUACAGAUGGAAAUGUUUGGAUUGCGAGAGAGUCUUAAGAAAUCCACUCAAGAGGUAGAGUUCCUUCAACAGCAAGUAAAAGACCUACAGCUUUCUUCAGACACGAUUACACUACAAAUUGAUCAAAUCCAUGUUUUGGAACAGAAAGAAGCUGAACUCGAAAUCAAAUGUUGUGAAUCAGAGAAACAGGCACUUGAUCUAAAAAAUCAGCUCAUGAUUCAGCAGCUUAAUUUCCAAAAGAUUGCAGAAGAAAUGGAACACUGCAAGGAAUUAUUACUGAAUAAAUCAAAGGAGGUGGAAGAUCUUCUCUCAAGGCUAACAGUACUGGAGUGUGCACAUGAUGAGAGGGAAUCAAGAUAUUGCAAAGAGAUUAAAGAAAAAGAGAAACAGUGGCUGCAGUGUGAACAAAAGUGUAAGAGUUUAGAAGAACAGCUAGAAAUCAAAGUUUGCCAGGAGUCAGAAAUACAAAAUCGAUCAUCAGUCUCACAAAAUGAAAUACUGACUUUAAAAACUGCCCUAAGUCAGGCAGAAGAGAAGCUGGAGGCAUUGAAACAAGAAAGGGAACAGAUGGUGAUUUCACACCAGAACAGGAUUAAACAGCUUCAAGAACGUCUUCAACAGAUGUUAGGUGAUGAAGAUAACUGGAGGGCAAAAAUAGAUGCAGCGCUAUCGAAGCAACAGGCACAUCACCGCACAGAGCUUAAGGAAUUAGCACUACAAAUGAAGGAAGAAGCAAAGAUUGAAAUUGAUACAGAAAGACAAAAACAGCAAGAAUUAAUAAAUAAACACAACAAAGAGCACGAGACAUUACAGACACAGGUCUCUGACUUGAUCAGCGAUGUGACCAAAGCAUUACAGUUAGAAUUGAGCAAGCUGAAGAAAAAGCUUCAAGAAACUCAGUGCCAGUUAUUGGAGAGUGCUCGUUCUAAAGAUGGUAAAAUCUAUAACUUGGAAAAGGUAAUCUUGCAACUAGAGACACAGCUGAAACAAGAACAAAGCAAAGUAGAAUCCGUGACUGAGGAACUGAGGACUGAAAAACAGCAAAAAUCAAUCGAGUUGAGAGAAACACAUCAGGAGUUACAGCGGCUAACAGGUGAACUAGACCAGGCCAAAGAAGAGAAUACAUUUCUUGAAGAAACUGUGCGUAGAGAAUGUGAGGAACGCUAUGAACUCACUGAGGCUCUUAGUCAGGCCCGAGAACAGUUGAUGGAACUAAAGAGUCUCAGUAGAGAACAUCCACAUUCUCAACGUUCAAUUAGCCAAAGAAGCCUGAGUUCAUCCUCAUCAUCUGCAGGCAGUUAUAAGAUCCAAAGAAGCCUCUCCAGCACCAGCAGAACUAAACUUAGUGGCUUGCAUGGGCUCCUGGUGAAUGCAAAUGCCUCAAAUAAUGCUGGAACCACUGCUUUACCAAUUAUACCAGUACCACAGCCAUCAAAAGGGAGAGCCUCAUCUGUUAGUGAAAUCAAACAGAGGAUUGCAGCUGCUGUAAGAAGAAAGUAAGCUUCUCUCAAAAAAAAAAGUAAAACAUUGCACGAAAACCAAUCUGCUUGGACUAUUCAUCUGAUGUUAAUGUAUAUACAUACGUAUAUAUGUUAAAUAAAAGUAGAUUCUAACAAUGCACUGAAAUUGUGGGCCAUUGGGUUUUCUGCCAAGAAUGAUUAAUUGUUGUGUAGCUUUGCAAAACCAUAAAUUGCUUUUAACUAAAGCUAAAUAUAUUCUCUUGCCCAAUGAUUCUGGAAAAUAGAAAAUUUUUUCUGACCCCGAAAAGUUUCUUCAGAUCCAUUUACAUCAGAAUUGCGUGGAAUGGUCAGCACAGAAAUUGAUCAUGCAACCUACUGAUAUAUGCCAGUUCUUAUGCUCCACAUGAAUCUCCUCCCGCACAUCUUCAUCAAAUCCUAUUGGCAUAUGUUUACAUUCCUUUCCCCUUUAUGUUUUUGACCAGCUUCCCCUAAAAUCCAUCUCUGUGUUGGACUGAAUGACUUACGGGAGCAUGUUUCAUAUUCUGACCACUCCUGUUAAGAAGUUUCCCUUCAACUGCCUAUUGGAUUUGUUGAUGAGUACAUAUUGGUACUUAUGACCAGGAGUUUUGUUUGUCCAUAAGUAAUAAUUAACUUCCUUGCGUUGACCAUAUUAAACCCCUUUAAAUCUUCUUAAAAACAAAUACAGCUCUCAUUCUUCUCUUUUUCAAAGUCUCUGAGCUUAUUAAAUCUUUAUGACGAUGUACAACUUUUCAACUAUGAUAUUUUUCACAUCCUUUCUUGCACUUUCUCUUGUAUCUGUUUGUUACUUUUAUAACAUAAAUAUCUGUAAACACCUAAGUGAUUUAUGAUCAGGAUAGUAAAGUGUGUAGC
This is a messenger RNA of Stegostoma tigrinum, 3228 nucleotides long. RefSeq names its product leucine, glutamate and lysine rich 1 (gene lekr1). The coding region runs from base 284 to 2377 and encodes 697 amino acids. NCBI's taxonomy places the organism in Eukaryota, Metazoa, Chordata, Chondrichthyes, Orectolobiformes, Stegostomatidae. The record is from RefSeq and is a predicted model, not a curated record. The transcript has 13 exons.